AUGCAAAAUUCUGAAAAAAUGCUCAGCAACGGAGAAACCACCAAAAUCCAUGGCGACACAGCGCAGGAGCGUCAUGUUCUACCAAAGGGGACCGUUCUCAUAGCCGGCGGCGGUCCUGUCGGUUUACUCCUUGCCAAAGUAUUGUCACAUUAUGGCACCAAGUCCAUUCUCUUUGAGCGCAAUCAGACAACCACCCGCUGGCCCAAGAUGGAUCUUACAAAUGCUCGUUCCAUGGAACUUUUUCGCAAAUUGGGCCUAGCUGAUGACCUGCGACGGCAGGGGGUUCCCGCGCACAUCGACCAGCCUGUCUUAGUAUCGUCAGGUCUCUCCGCGAGGGAGCCCAUAACAAGAUGGGAUCUCCCCAGCGUUGAGAAGUUCCGAAAACAGAUUCGAGAGAAUAAUGACGGGACACAGCCCUCAGAGCCUUGGCAGAGGUUGUCGCAGGCGAUAUUCGAGAAGUGGCUGAAGGCCAUUUGCGACAAGGAUCCUUUGAUCAAUCUCCAAUUUGGUUAUAAAGUCGAAUCGGUCCAGGAGGAGAAUGACCACGUCAAGACAACCGUCACAUCCGUGGACUCGGGUGCCUCUUUCCAGUUUGUCUCAGACUAUGUCGCUGGCUGUGACGGCGCAUCCAGCCGAGUCCGAAAGUCGCUGGGUCUUCCUUUAGAUGGGGGACCGGUCCCGACGUGCGUUCUUCUCGUCCACUUCAAAUCUCGCGACCUUACCCGUCUACAGAAGCAAGGCCAGUUCUGGCAUAUAUUUCUCCUGGCCGAACACGGCGGCUUUGGCGGAGCCAUCAUCGCCCAGGAUGAAGUCGACACUUGGACUACUCACCUCUUUUUGCCUCUGGAUGCUGAACCAGAAAAGAUCGAGUCACGAGACGCGGUUUACAGAGUUCUCGGAGGAGUUCACGGAGAAUAUCAAAUCGAAAUCGAUGAGAUCCUUGUUCGCUCGAUCUGGCGACCUAAUAUUGCGGUGGCGCGCCGCUGGAGCAGCCCGAAUCAUCGUAUCCAUAUCGCUGGCGACGCAGCACAUCAGAAUAUCCCCACUGGGGGCUACGGAAUGAAUAUGGGCAUUGCCGACGCCUUCGAUCUGGGAUGGAAACUCGCCGCUGUCAUCAAUCGGACCGGUGGCACCGAUUUACUCGAGUCUUACGAAUUGGAGAGAAGACCCGUAGCGCUUCGAAACGUCGAGCGUUCCGGCGUCCACUUCGAGGUCCACAACAGUCUCAGAGAACUUUUAGCGGGUCGAGAUCCGCGCAGUCUUGAUGAGGAUACGGAAGACGCACGUCGAAUUCGGACCAUUAUUCACAGCCAUUAUCAGUCGCACGAUGGUGAGAACAAGGACUUUGGAAUCGAAAUGGGCUACCGAUAUAAAUCACCCGUCAUUUUCCAGGACGACAGUCUAGAAACCGAGCCUCACUGGGAACCUUCAAGAUACACUCCAACGUCUUGGCCAGGGGGCCGGCCCCCGCACGUCUUUCUUUCAGACGGCACGCCAAUAUUUGACAGGUUUGGCAGAGAUUGGACACUGCUCAUUUUUUCGAGCGAGGACUGUGGGGAGGACUUCCUGCACGAGGCAGCCAGGACUCUGUCAGUGCCGUUGGAACGAGUUAACUUAGACGACGAGCAUUUGGCGAAGAGGAUAUAUGAGAAGCGACUCGUUUUGGUCAGACCUGAUCAGCACGUCGCUUGGAGAGGGGAUAGAAUCAACAGCACAGAGGCGGCAAAGAAGUUAUUACAGGUCGUCACAGGAAGGGCUAAGUUGUGGAAGGGAGAAAGAGCAGCUGCUGUUGCCGCGGUACCGAAAUCCGCAUUCACAGCUACGAAGGAGCUCACGACUCAGGUGGAUGAUUUCAAGUUGGAGAAAAUGGGAGCGUUUCAAAUGCCAGUUUAUUCCCUAAUGCUGGGAACCAAGCCUACCAUUGUCCUGUCGUCCGACAUCGCUAUCAAGGAACUAUUGGACAAACGUGGCGGCAUCUACUCUGACCGCCCCGACUUGUAUAUCAGUCAAGAUGUCGCCAGCGGAGGCCAUAGAUUGGUCGUCAUGAGAUACGGUGAAAGAUGGAGGACGAUCCACCGACUGAUUCACAAUAUUCUGAACAUCAAGGUGGCUGCAAAGUACAUCCCCUACCAGGACCUGGAGAACAAGGUCCUUCUCAAAGGACUCCUGGAUGCGCCCGGAUCGGAGGAUCUGUUCAAACAUUUGAGGAGAUUCAGCUACUCCUUAUCCACCCAGAUGAUCUUCGGGUACCGUUGCCCAGAUUUCCGCGACGAGAGACUGGCCCAACUUUUCUACGUAGUCAACGGGUGGAGCGAGGUGUCGGAAAGCGCGUCCUCUCAACUCGCCGAUCUGUAUCCGAUGCUCCAGAAACUCCCAAGCUUCAUGCUGCCCAGUGUCCGCAAGGGGAGGCACGUACACCAGGUUGGGCGAGAGCUGUACACCGAACACUGGUUGAAGGCCAAGCAGGAUCUCAAAGAUGGAACUGGCCUGCCAUGUAUCUGCAACGAUCUCCUGCUCGCUCAACAGAGCGAGAAUCUGUCCGACGAGGCCGUUGGCUAUAUCGUGGGAUCCUUGCUCGAAGGAGGCUCCGAUACCACCUCCUCGACAAUGUACGCCUUCAUCCAGGCAAUGAUGGUCUAUCAAGACGUGCAGAAGAAGGCACAGGAAGAAAUAGACCGUGUGGUCGGGCCCGACCGCUUACCAAACGUUGACGACUACUCCAAAUUACCCUACAUCCGUUGUUGUGUCAAGGAGACGCUUCGCUGGAUGCCUACAGUCAUCAUGGGCGUUCCACAUAGUGUUACGAAAGAUGAUACUUAUAACGGUUGGAAGAUUCCGAAGGGAGCGACUGUCAUCAACAACGUUUGGGGCAUUCACAUGGAUCCCAACCGCUCUCCCGAGCCUCGCCGAUUCAACCCCGAAAGGUUCGUGGGAGACGACACCACGCUCUACGAAUCCGCCAACGGUGAGCCACUGAAGCGAGAUAACUUCAACUUUGGCGCCGGUCGUCGAUUAUGCCAAGGUGUCCAUAUUGCAGAGAGGUCCCUCUACCUGGGAAUGUCCCGAAUCCUAUGGGGUUUCCACCUCCGCAAGGCUCUAGACAAAGCCGGCAACCCGAUCACUCCGGAUAUCAAUGAUCUAGUGGGAGGGAUAACAGUCCACCCUCGUCAGUAUCCCAUUGACAUCGUGCCUCGGAGCCCUGAGAGGACGUCAAUCAUCCGACAAGCGGUCAAGGACGCUGAAGAACUGUUGCACCCAGAAACGGGGCAAUGGAAGAAGGUUCCAGAAGGGAUGGUAUUUGGAGCUUGGAAGCCUAGUGAGAGGAAGUGA
Molecule: messenger RNA, 3330 nt
Organism: Cladophialophora immunda
Lineage: Eukaryota; Fungi; Ascomycota; Eurotiomycetes; Chaetothyriales; Herpotrichiellaceae
Exons: 7
Coding region: 1-3330 (1109 amino acids)
Molecular function (GO): monooxygenase activity; FAD binding; iron ion binding
Source: RefSeq, a predicted model, not a curated record